AAAGAGGACUGUAAAAAAUCUCUAGAGAGAGAGAGAGCAAGAGAGAGAGAGAGGUAGGGUUUGUGAGUGAGAAGAAAAAAUGGCUGAGGAGAGUGAGCAACAGAGGAUGAAGGGGUGCGUGAAGUGGUUCAGUGACCAGAAGGGUUUCGGCUUCAUAACCCCCGACGACGGCAGCGAGGAUCUGUUUGUUCACCAGUCCGGUAUCAGAUCUGAGGGUUUCCGCAGCCUCGCGGAAGGGGAGGCCGUGGAGUUCGAGGUUUCGUCCGGCGACGACGGCCGUACCAAGGCCGUUAACGUUACGGGCCCUGAUGGAGCCCCCGUUCGCGGCGGCGGAGGCGGGGGAGGCGGCGGCGGUGGCCGUAGCGGCGGUGGAGGCGGUUAUGGCUUUAACAGCGGAAGCAGGAGCGGCGGUGGCCGUUCCGGAGGCUACGGAGGCGGCGGCGGUGGCUACGGAGGCGGAGGCUACGGCGGCGGUGGCUAUGGAGGCGGAGGCGGCGGAUACGGAGGCGGUGGUUACGGUGGAGGAGGCGGCGGAGGCGGCCGCGGUGGAGGCUGUUUCAAAUGUGGCGAGGAAGGUCACUUUGCUAGGGAGUGCACGCAGAGCGGAGGCGGAGGAGGCGGCGGUGGCCGUUACGGAGGAGGCGGCGGCGGAGGCGGAGGAGGUUGCUUCAGCUGUGGGGAGGAUGGGCACUUUGCUCGUGACUGCCCAAACAGCAAUCGCUAAACUAUUUACCCAACAACAACCAACCCAGAGGGGGGAAAAUGUGGACCUAUCACAUUUCAUUCCUCUGUUCUAUGCCUUUCAUUUUGUUUUUGUGAACUGGGUGAUGUUAAACCUUUCUCCAUGAAAAAAAAACCCUAGCUAGCAACCUAUCUUCUUUUUAAGUCUUUUUUUGCUGCUUAUGCUCAGUAGUAGAAGUAAUGAAAAUUAAUGUGUUUUGGGAUUUGGAGUGUAUUAUCCUUGGUUGGUUAUGGUUAUGCAUGAAUCUUGAAAUCUAUUCUCUAG
Molecule: messenger RNA, 1006 nt
Organism: Ipomoea triloba (trilobed morning glory)
Lineage: Eukaryota; Viridiplantae; Streptophyta; Magnoliopsida; Solanales; Convolvulaceae
Product: glycine-rich protein 2
Exons: 1
Coding region: 80-724 (214 amino acids)
Molecular function (GO): zinc ion binding; nucleic acid binding
Source: RefSeq, a predicted model, not a curated record